This is a messenger RNA of Tricharina praecox, 378 nucleotides long. RefSeq lists its product as uncharacterized. Bases 40 to 378 code for a protein of 112 amino acids. The record is from RefSeq and is a predicted model, not a curated record. NCBI's taxonomy places the organism in Eukaryota, Fungi, Ascomycota, Pezizomycetes, Pezizales, Pyronemataceae. The transcript is spliced from 4 exons.
CCCGGGACGAGAAUUGAGAGGCGAGAAAGAAGGGUCGAGAUGCGCCGACCAUCCAUCCACGUUUUCUUUUUCCUUCUGCUUCUUCUUCCUUCCCUGGGAAUCUUUCCGGCAAGUCGAAUAGCAGAGGGUUUCAAGCUGAGGGUUUCUAGCAGAGCAGAGGGUUCCAAGCAGAGCAGACCAGAGGGUUCCAAGCAGAGAGCAGAUGAGAGGAUGGAUGAUGGCAGUGGGUGCAUCCGGCCGGAGCCUCACCACUUCACCACCUCACCACCAGUCAACGACCACGGGUCCACCAGACGGCCCUGCAGCAGCUCAAGGCUCAAGGCCCAAGGCUCAAUGUACCCCACCAGCAGCACCAGCAGCACCACUACCACGGCCUGA